UCAGAGACACAAAAACAUGAUUUUACUUGCUGUUGUUUACUCCCACGUUCCAUGCUACUUUCACAUUAAAGAGCAUUAAGAGUAUACGCUUCGACUCGAUUGAAAAUUUCAAUUUGAAAUGAAAAAGUUCUUGUUAUUCUCUAUUUUGCGUGGCCCCACCAAUUGUAACGUAAGUUUUUUAGAGAGAAAGUCGACAUCGCCAUGGCGCAUCCAGUGGCAAAGGAGUCACAACGCCAUCAAUUCAACUCCCCCACCAGGCGGAGGGAAGAAAUUGAGCCAGGAGGAGUUGGAGGAGAGACAGAAACUACUUAUGGCUAAAAACUUGCCGAAACGAAAACCAAUUCCGGGGGUUAAGAAAGUGGUCCUGGUCGCUUCUGGAAAGGGGGGUGUGGGAAAGUCGACAGUGGCUGUUAAUUUAGCCGUUGCUUUGAAAUUGUUGUACCCUACCAAAGAUAUCUCUUUGCUGGAUGCAGAUGUGUUUGGUCCAUCUCUACCAAGAAUGAUGAAUUUGUCAGGAGAACCGUAUCUUACUAAAGAUAAUCGAAUGAUCCCACUGCAAAAUCAUGGAGUAAAAUGCAUGUCAAUGGGAUUUUUGGUCAAGGAAUCCGCUCCCGUUGUUUGGAGAGGGUUGAUGGUGAUGUCAGCAAUUGAAAAACUCGUCCGUGGCGUUGAUUGGGGACCCUCGGAUAUCCUUAUUGUUGAUAUGCCCCCAGGAACAGGAGAUACACAACUAUCUUUCGCUCAAACAGUAGAAGUUGAUGGUGCCGUAAUUGUCACAACUUCCCAGCAAGUAGCAAUGCAAGAUGCAAUUAAAGGAGUUGAAAUGUUUAAAAAGACCAAUAUUCCCGUAUUGGGUUAUGUUUCCAAUAUGUCGGCAUUUGUAUGUCCUUCCUGUGGAACGAAAACUCCAAUAAGUAGCAAAGCCAAAUCCUUCUUCGCACAAACAGGGGUAGAAAAGUUGGGUGAAAUUCCAUUCAAUAUUGAAAUUGGCGAUUGCUCUGACGAAGGGAACCCUUUGGUCGUUUCACAACCUGACUCAUCUAAUGCCGCUGAAUUUCGAAGAGUAGCUGAACAAAUUAUCAAAAAGCUGGCCAUUAUUAAACAAUAGGUUGGACUGCAUGUUUUUAGGUUGAAGUGAAAUAAUCAUAGUACAUUUUUGUAAGAAAAUGACAAUAAAAUAACGUUUUAAUAUUA
Messenger RNA from Folsomia candida, 1194 nucleotides. RefSeq names its product iron-sulfur protein NUBPL (gene Nubpl). Bases 119 to 1108 code for a protein of 329 amino acids. Lineage: Eukaryota; Metazoa; Arthropoda; Collembola; Entomobryomorpha; Isotomidae. The record is from RefSeq and is a predicted model, not a curated record. Gene Ontology annotation, molecular function: ATP binding; ATP-dependent FeS chaperone activity; 4 iron, 4 sulfur cluster binding. Gene Ontology annotation, biological process: mitochondrial respiratory chain complex I assembly; iron-sulfur cluster assembly. The transcript is spliced from 8 exons. Gene Ontology annotation, cellular component: mitochondrion.